Molecule: messenger RNA, 1510 nt
Organism: Phanerochaete carnosa HHB-10118-sp
Lineage: Eukaryota; Fungi; Basidiomycota; Agaricomycetes; Polyporales; Phanerochaetaceae
Exons: 19
Source: RefSeq, a predicted model, not a curated record
UCAUCCUCUUCCCAUCUAACCUUGACUUUAUUGUAAUGAUCCGAUCAAGCUAUCGUUCUUAUCCAUCGUUGCUACACAUUCCGGUCAUUCGAUGCCAUUCAUGAAGUGGAGCACUGGGGCCUUCGGGCCACUGUGGCUGUGUCAGCCACAAUUUUCUUCAGGAGGUCCACGGAUGGCGAAGAUGAUUGAGUUUGGGUGCGUGGUCUACCAUGGCAUAUAUAUUACGUUGUAGGCUUCAAAGGUCGGAGGCACACAACAACUAUGUCUGAACCAGCACCGUCAAUUUCCGCUCCGCCUUCAUCUCAGCCUGCCACCUUGCAUUUCGAUAACACGCUUGGGGUAACACUCAUUUUCGAGGUCUUGGUGGCGAUACUGUAUGGCAUUAUCAGCGUGCAGAUUUAUACGUACUUCUACGGCAGCCCUCAUGGCAACCGAUUCGUGAAGCGGACCAUAUUAUUUCUGUGGGUACUCGAGAGUCUAUAUGUCGCACUCAACACACGUACGGUGUACUACUUCGCUGUAACAAAUUUCAUGAACCCUCUCGCCUUGACACAAGAUCCAUGGAGUUGGGCGGGCGCUAUGAUUUUGGGUGACCUCAUCGAGAGCACCGUGACAUCCAUCUUUGCAUACAAAAUCUAUAAGCUCAGCAGGAGUAUAUGGCCACUCGUAUUCAUUGUGCCACCUCAAUUCGUCGGCUGGAUGACAUCGAUCGCCAUCGCCGUACUCGAGCGCAAGUUCCCGAGCUUCCAGGUGCUGGGGCAACGAUAUGCUUGGGCUUGGUAUCUUGUGUUCGGUCUCCAGGCUAUCGCCGACUGCGCUAUUGCGAUCACACUCUGCACGAUACUCACCAAAAGUCGCACGGGAUUCAGACGGACCGAAUCGCUCAUUCGCACACUUGUCGUUUACAGUAUCAGCACAAGUGCACUCACUAGCUCUGUGUCUGUCGCUUCUGUUAUUAUAUACGCCACGAUGCCGCACAACUUCGUAUUCAUCAACCUAGGCAUAUUGCUACCAAUGUUGAUGUCAAACUCCCUACUCGCGCUGCUCAACUCACGCGAUGUGCUGCACAACAUACAUGGACAAGUCAUGUCCAUCCACCUCUCAAAGAUCACGGAAGUCGACAGCCACUCUGCUCCGCCGAACAAGAAACAGACGACGCAUGCCCAUAUCAAUGUCGUCAAGGGUCAUGAGAUUGCCGAAUUCCCUGCGACGGCUGACGCCUUGAACGGCUCGUUCGACUCGGAGUCGCAACGUGCAAGAGUUGCCAUGAUGUGAAUCCUCCAGCAGACAAAUUUGGAUGGGAGCGUUCUGGUUUGUCGUUCUGGUUCAUUCAUUUGUAUCCAUGGCACGCGAGGCGCAAGCUCAGGACGACGUGGAUAGAUUUGGUCAUAUCAGGUUAACACUCAGCCGCUUCACGCUUCAUACGGUAUCGCUGCCGCCAAAUUCUCUGCGACUCGCGUGUUCUCCGGACGUGUUGUUUUGCUGGCAGUAAGACAUUAAUUAUAUUUGC